CAAGGCGAUGAGGUAAUCGCGCCGCCGAGAGGCAAGCGCAGCCGGUGCCCAGCCCGGUCGGUCCCGCGCCCCUGCCCCGCCGGCAGCCGUCCCCCGCACGGUCCCGGCCCUGGCCGCCCGGCCCCACCAUGACCGAGCGGUGCAGCCUGUGGAGCGCCCUGUCGGCCGCCGCCUGCUGCUUCUACCGCGGCUCCUUCGUGCAGGUGCAGUUCUCCAAGGAGAAGUACAUCCUGGACUCAUCGCCUGAGAAAUUGCACAAGGAGCUGGAGGAAGAGCUCAAACUCAGCAGCACAGAUCUCCGCAGCCACGCCUGGUACCAUGGCCGCAUCCCCCGUGAGGUCUCCGAGACCCUGGUGCAGCGCAAUGGUGACUUCCUCAUCCGGGACUCGCUCACCAGCCUGGGCGACUAUGUGCUCACCUGCCGCUGGCGCAACCAGGCCUUGCACUUCAAGAUCAACAAGGUGGUGGUGAAGGCGGGUGAGAGCUACACCCACAUCCAGUACCUGUUCGAGCAGGAGAGCUUCGACCACGUGCCGGCCCUUGUGCGGUAUCACGUGGGCAGCCGCAAGGCUGUGUCGGAGCAGAGUGGCGCCAUCAUCUACUGCCCUGUCAACCGCACCUUCCCGCUGCGCUACCUGGAGGCCUGCUACGGCCUGGGCCAGGGCGGUGGCAAGGCUGCCAGCCCCGCCAGCCCCUCAGGCCCCAAGGGCAGCCACAUGAAGCGGCGCAGCGUCACCAUGACCGAUGGGCUCACCGCCGACAAGGUCACCCGCAGUGAUGGCUGCCCCACCAGCAUAUCACUGCCCCACCCCCGGGAAUCCAUCCGCAACUGUGCACUCAGCAUGGACCAGAUCCCAGACCUGCACUCUCCUGCGUCCCCCAUCUCCGAGAGCCCCAGCUCCCCCGCCUAUAGUACCGUGACCCGUGUCCACGCCUCCCCUGCCGCCCCCUCAGCCACAGCGCUGCCUGCCUCCCCUGUCACCCGCCGCUCCAGUGAACCCCAGCUGUGUCCUGGAAGUGCCAGGGAGUCGGACAAGGGCCCUUACUCCAGCCCCUCCCACACCCGCUGCGAGGCCUCCCCAUCACCAUCGCUCAGCAGCUACAGCGACCCGGACUCUGGCCAUUACUGCCAGCUCCAGCCUCCUGUCCGUGGCAGCCGAGAGUGGGCAGCAGCUGAGGCCUCCAGCCGCCAGGCCAGGAGCUAUGGGGAGAGGCUUAAGGAACUGUCAGAAAAUGGGGCCCCCGAAGGGGACUGGGGUAGGACCUUCACAGUCCCCAUCGUGGAAGCCACCUCUUCCUUCAACCUGGCUACCUUCCAGUCACUACUGAUCCCCAGAGAUAACCGGCCACUGGAGAUGGGCCUCCUGCGUAAGGUCAAGGAGCUGCUGGCAGAGGUCGAUGCCCGGACGCUGGCCCAGCAUGUCACCAAGGUUGACUGCCUGGUUGCUAGGAUACUGGGCGUUACCAAGGAGAUGCAGACCCUAAUGGGAGUCCGCUGGGGCAUGGAGCUGCUCACUCUCCCCCAUGGCCGGCAGCUACGACUAGACCUGCUGGAAAGGUUCCACACCAUGUCCAUCAUGCUGGCCGUGGACAUCCUGGGCUGCACGGGCUCCGCUGAGGAGCGGGCAGCUCUUCUGCACAAGACCAUCCAGCUGGCGGCCGAGCUUCAAAGGACCAUGGGCAACAUGUUCAGCUUCGCUGCAGUAAUGGGCGCCCUCGAUAUGGCCCAGAUUGCCCGGCUGGAGCAGACAUGGGUGACUCUGCGGCAGCGACACACGGAGGGAGCCAUCCUCUACGAGAAGAAGCUCAAGCCAUUUCUCAAGAGCCUCAAUGAAGGCAAAGAAGGCCCGCCUCUGAGCAACACCACAUUUCCCCACGUGCUGCCGCUCAUCACUCUGCUGGAGUGUGACUCCGCCCCGGCCGAGGGCCCCGAGCCCUGGGGCAGCACAGAGCACGGUGUGGAGGUGGUGCUGGCUCACCUGGAGGCCGCCCGCACCGUGGCACACCACGGCGGCCUGUACCACACCAAUGCCGAGGUCAAGCUGCAGGGGUUCCAGGCCCGGCCAGAGCUCCUCGAGGUGUUCAGUACCGAGUUCCAGAUGCGCCUGCUCUGGGGCAGCCAGGGCGCCAGCAGCAGCCAGGCCCGGCGCUACGAGAAGUUCGACAAGGUCCUCACUGCCCUGUCCCACAAACUGGAGCCUGCCGUCCGCUCCAGCGAGCUGUGACCCCCGUGGACCCUUCCCCUCUGCAGCUGCGGGCAGCAACAGGGACAGAAGGGCACAGACCUUUCCCCAGAGCACCCCAGGGACACUGUGAUCAGCCCGAGAACGUUCUGGGUUCAACUCCAGGAUCUCCCUCGCACCUCCAGGGUCCUGCGUGGACUCUGGGCUCCAUCCCGCCUGCUACUCACUCGCCAAGUUUUCCUUCAGGAAGAACUGGAACCCCUGUUUCUCCCUCCAGCUUCUGCUUGUCCCCCUCCUGCUGAGGUGCCCUGUUUUUGAGCCGCGGGAGGCUUCUCACACCUCCUCACUCUUCUCCAGGCGCCUGCCCCCACCCCCUCACUGACACCAAGACCUCCCUCUGGCUGUAAAUACAUCUGUCUGUUCUGUAAAUAGUUGUACAGAAGCCGUGUUCUUUCUUUCAUAUAAUAAACUUUUAUGACUCUU
Physeter macrocephalus (sperm whale) is the source of this 2666-nucleotide messenger RNA. RefSeq names its product SH2 domain containing 3C (gene SH2D3C). Gene Ontology annotation, molecular function: phosphotyrosine residue binding; guanyl-nucleotide exchange factor activity. NCBI's taxonomy places the organism in Eukaryota, Metazoa, Chordata, Mammalia, Artiodactyla, Physeteridae. The record is from RefSeq and is a predicted model, not a curated record. Gene Ontology annotation, biological process: positive regulation of peptidyl-serine phosphorylation; small GTPase-mediated signal transduction. The transcript has 10 exons. Bases 129 to 2225 code for a protein of 698 amino acids.